Molecule: messenger RNA, 468 nt
Organism: Penaeus vannamei (Pacific white shrimp)
Lineage: Eukaryota; Metazoa; Arthropoda; Malacostraca; Decapoda; Penaeidae
Source: RefSeq, a predicted model, not a curated record
AUAUGUUUGUAUUGAAUAACGGGAUUAUAAUUUUGCUCUUAUUUGUUAAAUGUUUUUCAGUUCACCCAAAUAGAGGUCAUAUAUUCAGUGUUGAAUGCCCCUCCUCCUGGACACCAAUGCAUGUCCAUGGACUUUUCCACAUGCUGAAAUCUCUGAAGAUCAUUUGGAUGAACAGCACCCAUCUUUAUGUUAUUCCAAUUGAAGAAAUUGAUAGUACAAUGUGCAGGAGACUCCUAAAAACAGUAAGGGCCAGCUGUCCACCAUUAGUACGUGUCAGGAUGUACGAUGACAGACCAACCCCUAAGCGCAAGUCUGAAUCAGAUGAUGCAAGCUUUACUGCAAUUGGUUCUAGUGAUCAUCCUAAGGAGUUCAAGAGGUUGAAAAGUGUAGGUUCUGAUCAGCUGUCCCAGAUGAGCCUAGAGUCUCCUGUGGAGGAAGAUCCCCCUGCAGUAAUAUGUGACCAAGAGG